Molecule: messenger RNA, 927 nt
Organism: Dromiciops gliroides (monito del monte)
Lineage: Eukaryota; Metazoa; Chordata; Mammalia; Microbiotheria; Microbiotheriidae
Product: homeobox protein not2-like
Exons: 4
Coding region: 1-927 (308 amino acids)
Biological process (GO): central nervous system development; neuron differentiation; regulation of DNA-templated transcription
Molecular function (GO): DNA-binding transcription factor activity, RNA polymerase II-specific; DNA binding
Source: RefSeq, a predicted model, not a curated record
AUGACCCAGAAUGAUGAGGGCAGACGCCCCUCUGACCCUCAGCGGCCCUUGGUUUCCUCCAAGUUGCCCUUCUCCAUCGACUCUAUCUUGUCCAAGGCCAACCCGCAGCCACGGGAAUCCCCUCGGGUUUCUGCGGCCUUUGGAGAACCCCCGACCUCCCCGUUCACCCCGAACUGGCGGCUGUCCUGCGAUUAUUCUGUGCGCUGGGUGUCCCCUUAUUCCAAUCUUUAUGUGUACCAGCCUUGUCCUAAGACCCUCUUGUCGGCGGCCCAAGUCCGGCACCCCGCUGGUGUCUUUCCAGACGUCGCCAGCCCUGUCAAAGGACUGGAGCGAGCUGAGCACUCAGCCCUGCAGGGACCCUUUACCUGGGGCCAGGUCGACUUCCUGAACAAGAUAAAUGGAAGCUCCAAGUCAAGCCGGAAGAGGAGCCGAACCGUGUUCAGCUCUGAGCAGCUGGAGGAACUGGAGAAGGCCUUCUUGAAGCAGCCAUACCUAGUGGGCACGGAGAGGACUCAGCUAGCCAAGCAGCUGCAUCUCUCAGAGACCCAGGUGAAGGUGUGGUUCCAGAACCGCAGGAUAAAGGGUCGAAAGCAAAGCCUGGAACAGAAGAAGAAAAAGGUGCCCGGCCCUGCCCAGGUGUCUCUUUCCCCACCCAUGUCACCCCAGGAGCCCAGCAGCAGCAGCAGCGGAGAAGACAAAGAUGAAUGCCCAGCCAUUAUCCUUGUCCUGUCCUCCAAUCAGCAGGGCCAUGGGCUUGUGGAUCCCACUCAGCCCCCAGCCUCCCUGGCAGUCUCCGAGGGGAAGGAGGUGGCUCCACAGCAUUUGUCCCCUCAGAGGGGCUGCCAGGAGGCACGUCAGGAUCUUCGGAUCUCCAAGGGAAGCCAGCUGGGCUGGCCACACUUCUCUCAGCCAACCAUCCUUCAGUAG